Molecule: messenger RNA, 687 nt
Organism: Lasiosphaeria miniovina
Lineage: Eukaryota; Fungi; Ascomycota; Sordariomycetes; Sordariales; Lasiosphaeriaceae
Product: formyl transferase
Exons: 2
Coding region: 1-687 (228 amino acids)
Biological process (GO): 'de novo' IMP biosynthetic process
Cellular component (GO): cytoplasm
Molecular function (GO): phosphoribosylglycinamide formyltransferase activity
Source: RefSeq, a predicted model, not a curated record
AUGGCCGCCACCGACCCAUGCCGCAUCGUCGUCAUGGCCAGCGGAAACGGCUCAAACUUUCAGGCAAUCAUCGAUGCCGUUGCCUCGGGCCGCAUACCCGAAUCCAAGAUCAUCCGUCUGAUUGUGAACCGUGGCAAAGCCUAUGCCACCACGCGCGCCGAUAAGGCCGGCAUCCCCUGGGAGUACUUCAACCUCAUAUCGAACGGCUUCCAGGCAAAGGGCGAGAAGGAUCAGCUCAAGGUUCAGCAGGCAAGGGAUGCCUAUGAUGCUGCGCUGGCCGAGAAGCUGCUGAGUGGCAGUUUCAGGCCGGACCUUGUCGUCUUGGCCGGCUGGAUGCAUGUCUUCGGCAAGCCGUUCCUCGACCCCCUCGAGGCGGCCGGCAUCCAGAUCAUCAACCUGCAUCCAGCGCUACCUGGAAAAUACGACGGCGCAAAUGCCAUCGAGCGCGCCUUUGAGGACUUCAAGGCCGGCAAGCUCGAGAACAACAGGACAGGCAUCAUGGUGCAUUUCGUCAUUGACAAGGUCGACCGGGGAGAGCCUAUCCUGACUCGCGAGAUCGAGUGCCGCGAGGGCGAGGACUUGCACCAGCUCGAGGAGAGAAUACACUCAAACGAGCACGACCUGAUAGUCGACGCCACGGCCCAAGUCUCCGAACGAAUUCUCGCGAAGAGGGCCAACAAGCCGUGA